Spirometra erinaceieuropaei is the source of this 19033-nucleotide messenger RNA. The record is from the annotation of a GenBank genome assembly. Lineage: Eukaryota; Metazoa; Platyhelminthes; Cestoda; Diphyllobothriidea; Diphyllobothriidae.
AUGGUCCCAAAGGCCGCUACUGAUGACUGGCACCCCUGCGGCAAUUACAGGCCCCUGAACAACAUUAUUGUCCCGAACCGCUACCAUGUUACACAUCUUCAGGAUUUUGCCGGUACCCUAUUCGGCAAAUCAGUGUUUUCGAAGGUUGGCCUGGUCCGUGCUUUCCACCAAAUUCCCAUCGCCCCAAAAGACGUUUUGAAGACGAAUGUCACCAACCCCUUUGACUUCUUGGAGUUCGUACGCAUGCCGUUCGGAGUCCAUAAUGCCUCACAGAACUUUCAGAGGUUCGUAAGCAGAGUGCUCCUCGGCCUCCCAGUUGACUACGCCUAUAUCGACGACAUUCUGGUAGCAAGCUCCACCGCCGAAGAACACAUGGAGCCCUUUGUAACGCUGUUUGGACGACUUCGACAAUUUGGCGUUUUUGUCAACCCGUCCAAGUGCGUCUUCGGUGUUCCCUCCCUAGAAUUUAUCGGUCAUCUGGUCGGCCACCACGACAUCUAUUUCCUUCUCUCGAAGGUUGCGGCCAUCCGUGAUUUCCCUCCUUCCUCUUCUGCAGCGAUUUCUGGCUAUAGUAAAUUUAUACCACCGGUUCCUUCCGCUCUGCGCCGACACUUUCCUGCCGCUCACGAGCGUCCUCUGGGGCUCAAAAGGAUCGUUCGGGCUGCCUGCAGAAGCCCGCGCUGCCCUAGUUGACGCCAUUCUUCUGACGCAUUUUUCUCCCAAUGCACCCAUUUCCCUCAUGGUUGACGCCUCCUAUGUUGCAAUAGGCGCGGAUCUUCAAUUGCACCUUGCAGGUUACUCCCAACCCUUAGUCUUCUUUUCCAGAAAGUUGUCACUUGCCGAUACGCGCUAUACAACAUUUGGACGGGAACUCCUUUCUGUCUUCCUCGCAGUGAAACACUUCCGGCACUUCCUUGAGAGCAGGGACUUCACAGUAUUCACGGAUCACAAGCCCUUUCUUUCGUUCUCAAGCCCACCUCUAACAAGCUUAACCCCGGAGAAAUUUGCCAACUGGACUACAUCUCGCAGUUUACAUCAGACAUCAUCCACAUCGACGGGUCACGCAAUGAGGUGGCUGAUGCACUGUCCAAGCUCUCCAUAGCACAUCUCCAACGUUCUCCCGGGAUCUACCUUGGGGUGAUGGCUGCCGAACAACGCCGUGUUGGUUCGCUCUGUGACGAGAACGUUUCCGGACUCCAACUCCAGGACCUGCCACUGACUACUGGCAACGGCACCAUUCUAUGCGAUGUCUCCAUUAGUUCCCACCGUCCUUUUCUGCCGCCAUCCCUCUGCCGUAAAGUCUUCUCGUCCCUACACAACCUUUCUCACUCUGGGAGUCGAGCUCCCGACAAGCUGGUUCCUGACCGCUUCGUCUGGCCUGGGAUACACAAGGACCUGAAAGCAUGCACACGGGCGUGUAUCGGCUGUCAAUGGAAUAAGGUUCAAUGGCACAACAAAACUCCCACCGGCGCAUCCCUUACUCCGGAUACACGAUUCAGUCAUGUCCACCUGGACAUCAUAGGCCCUAUGCCCCUGCUCAAAGGCCGUUCCUAUCUCCUCCCCUGCGUGACUCGGUUCACCCGGUGACCUGAAGUCAUUCCCCGCCUGAACUUGCUGUUCCAACGGUGGCCGAGGCUUUUCUCAGUUGUUGGGUUGCCAUCUUUGGCGCUCCCUCCACUAUGCCGACUGACCGCGGUGCCUAGUUUGAAUCCAACCCCUUCCGAUCUUUCCUCUCCUUUUAGGCUGUACACGCAUCCGGACGACGGCCUAUCGCCCGGCUGCCAACGGGAUGGUCGAGCGGUUUCACCGCCAGCAGAAGGCCUCCCUACGCGCCAUGGCCGAAAACUGGACAGACCACCUUCCCCUCGUCUUGUUGGGCAUCCGCCCAGCUCUCAAAGCGGGCCUUGACUGUUCCGCAGCUGAACCAGUGUUCGUCGCUGUCGUCCGGGGAGAUUAUCUCGCUAACCCAGCUAGGUGCGGUUGAGGAUCCUUCCAACCUCCUGCACCGCCUCCGGCCGUUUAUGCGGACAUUUUUUCCGGUUCCGUGCAGGUUUUUUGCCUCUCGAGAAAGAAAUGGCAGCGUGCUCUCACGUCCACAUUCGAUUUGAUCGAGUCUGCCGGCCUCUGGAAACGCAACAUGACGGCCCCUUAGGAGUUAUCUCUCGUGGAACGAAGAACUUACGCAUCAAACGCGAAACUCACGAGGAGGUUGCGAGCGUGGAUCGUCUCAAAGUUGCCGUCCCGGGCACUCCUCUGAAUGAGCCCUGUGAUCCCCUACCCCCUGUCCCCCCUCCUCGACCCUACAUCCCUCCGUUCCGUAUACUUCCUCUACACCCAUUUCCGAAACCCGCAACUGCAACUACCCCCUCAUCAACCUCCAACACUGUAACCGCAAGUCAUACUCACUCUUCCCCUCUACCUCCUUCAUUUAUCACGCGUAGUGGACCCCGGGUUAAUUUUCUUGACCGGUUGGUUACUCAUGUUUUUAGACAUGAGCAGUUCCUUCGGUCUGGUUGGGAGCACUGUGGCAGCCCUCACCUCCUUUUAUCUCCGCGCUUUGUCACGCUGCCCUUCUGCCCGCCCCACACCCCCUGCCAAGUCGCUGCUGGGACGCACGAGGUUUGUCCCUAGCCUCGCGAGAGCUCCAGCGCAAUCAACGCUGGCCCUCUUUUGAUUGGCUGGCGGACCCUGAGACAACGAAAGGCGCACACACGUGCUGGGUCUGAGCACCUCAGCGACAGACACAGACACACAACUUGCUAGGAGAGCGCGCUCGCGGCGACUGCUUGGGGAGCUUUGUGUACGCACUUCCAGCAGUAAAGGUUGUCCAAGUCAAACCGUCUUCCCUGACUUCUGAUUUGGGAAUCCUUGUCUGUCGACCAUACCACUUCCGACAGUACCACAACACUUGCUGCAAAACGCUCACUAACCAGGAUCCAAUAUCACGGCAAAAAUAGAGGGCGACAAGGAUCCCGAUAACGCCUGCCAGUCUUCCAUCUAGCCCCGAUAAAGAUCAACCCAGCCACGGAUCCCCAUUGGCGCGAUGUGCGUCUGCACCCGGACCAGUCGCCAUAGCUCCAAUGCUUGCAUUUAUUGUGGUUGCGCAUUCCCGAUAACGCCAGUCGCACUCCGAUCUAACUCCCCCUUUCCGCGCGUUGUUCCAGCGCAUCUAUCGCAUGGUCUGUAGAUGCGGCGACACACACAGUCAAGAUUUGCUAUCACCUGUUUACCUCCCCGCAUCCCUCCAAGACCGCGGGAUUAGUUGACAAGACUGCCGCAACAAAUAUUACUAUGCAGGUACUGAUUAGUGCAGUCAGGGGUUGCAAACCUAACCAACGUAACGACAUCGAUAGCUUAAGCUCAUGAAGAAGCAGAAGACGUAAGUAUUGGCGAUAUCCUCUGCUUCCCACUCCGCCAGGCCCUCAAGAAAUGACCACUAUCAGUAGUCAUGAUAGUGAGACCGUCAAACUUAUAGUCAUUUUCAUACUUCAAAUUUCAUCUCCGACUCGGAUUAUGGUGGUCGCCAAUUCUACUUUAUGCCGGAAACCUCACGUGUUUGUCUGUUUUGUUGAGGAGGAGGAUCCCCAAGUUGUAGUGGGGCAUCAUCGAAUUGUCGAGGCCAACUCCUCUGUAUACCGAAAUAACCAAGAGAAGUUAGCUCAUCCCUUCGUAAGGAGAUUGUCACUGCUUUAAUGAUGCUAAUGAGCACAGUAGAAGAAAGUUUGAAUGCUGCAUUCUUUCUGAACUGCACGACUGCUAUGAUAUCGAAUGAUCUCGAUAUUAAAUCCUCUCUCGGAAAAUGACACUUGUGAAGUUACUAUGGGCGUACCUUUGUGUGGUUACAUCCAAAACAGCCAACUGCCUCCUAGUGUCUUAUUAAAAGCAAAGUUGUUGCGAGGAAGACAUUACUCAGUAUCUGACGCAGCUGCCCGACAUUCGAACUGAAGGGUUUGUGGGACAAUAACAUCAAGCCGCUGCAGUGCUAAUUCAAGGAGGAGUCCUGAUUUCGGCGAGCGGAGCGAAAUUAUCUUAUAUUGUUAAUAGAACUUAUUUUACGCAGAAAAAUCGUCUAGGUACCAACACGCCGGACGUAGACUACACUUGCACGGGCUUUAUCAAUCGUCCGUCUGUCUUGUACCCUCUGAAUUGAGGCAAAUACGCCUGUAAAGGGAGACAUCGCGUGAUACUCACUUGUGAGGUUUAGAAUCUUGCUCCAUCCCGUUCCAUAAAACCCACAGUAGUUCUAAAGACAUGGUUUGAGCGUUUGUAAACUGCGUUUUAAAAUCAGGAGCAUUUGUUUUUGUAAUUUCACAUCAUAUGACAAUGAGCGUAAGAAAGCAACGAUCUCGGAAGAUGGGGUAGCUUCAUGUGGACUCACUUUUUAAUCUUUCAUCAUUCGGAAGAAUGGCUGAGGGUUUUCAAUGCCUGUUAAACCGCUUGGUAACAGUUUGAUAAAGUAAUUCAAUGAGUGGCACUUUAAUUCUUAUUGGGACAUUUUCUCUCUGCGCCACAAGACAAGUUUGCGCGACAAGACAAAGACCAUAUUCUAUAACUUUCAAACAAUCAAGGAUGCUAGAAUACGCCAUAUAGGCGUGGAGGCCUUAGACUGUCAAGGACUAUACCGUCUUUGAGAAGGUCCAGAGACGGGCGACAAACAUGACAAAAGAUCUGGGAGCACUGCCCUAUAAAACCAGACUGUCAAUUCUCAGCCUGUUUCCCCUUUCCUACAGGCAAUUACAUGGUGAUCUUAUACUAACAUUUCGCAUUAUCAACGGCCUAGACUGUUGUUUAGAUCCCACUGAUUAUUUCACUUAAGCUAACACGCCCACUUUGCGAGGUCGUCCCUUAAAACUACGCGCAUGGAAAGUAAGGAUCAAUGGACGAAAGUUCUUUUUCAAUAACAGAGUGGUUGCAGCUUGGAAUGCCCUGCCUACCGAUGUUGCAAUCUCCUCCUAUGUAAAUUCCUUUAAGUGUAGACUUGACACGCAUCAAGCUUCCCGAUUACCACCCUCACACCCACUCACAUAACCCGGUACCACAUACGUAUUUAUACUACUUGUAAUUAGUAAGUAACCGUUAAUUAUUACUCUUCUUCGACUAGCUGUCAUCUGUCCGCGGUUAUGUACAAAAUCCCUUUUUCACCUUCCCACUUAUCAAUGUUUUUAUCCGACAACUUGUAACCAAUAGGGAGUUCAAAGGCGCCCGCAUAUAUUUUCCUUAAUAAACUGAAAAUGAAACUGAUCUAAUGGGUGACACUUUAAUUCUUAUUGGUGCAUUUGCUCUCUGCGCCAUAUGUGUGUGCGCGACACGACAAGUGCCACAUUCCCAGAGUGGUCUGGAACCAUAACUUUCAGACAAGCAAGGAUGUUUGUUUUUGUGACCGUUUUGACCCGUUUCUUCGGCGAUUCAAUGAGCACGAUGUAGGCUUCUCUGACAGAGAAGACAUAGUUUGCCCUCCUUGCGAAUGCAGUCUUUUCCUAAUGACGCCUGAGCCGUCUUUGUCAGCACACACACAAUAACUACACUGUCAUCCGUCUUCAACGAUCGCAACCGCUUUACUUUGUCGAUUGGUAAUGUAUGGUAAUGAUUUCUUUGUCGAAGGAGACCACUGACGCAGCUGCGUAUCCCCGCACGCAUCUCUCCAGGAACGGCAGGUUUCAGGAGGAGACAUUCAAGGCUAGCUAGGAAGUUUAACUGGUGCAGCAACGGGAUGGCCGAAUUUUAUUUCUUUAAAUAGGAAUUUCAUUUCAGCGAAAGUUCAGUUUACUUGAGGAUGAUUUACGACCCUCGUAGACAUGAUGCAAUCGUUCAUAGAAGGGAGAAGGAAUUGGAAGUUCUCUUGUAAAUCGGCUCGUUCCUUAAUUCUAACGCCACUGAUGACAGCCUUCAUAUGCUAAAGUAAGUCUCCAAAAACUUUUAGGUUACACAUGAAACGCGCUAGCAUCUAAGGCUAAAAGCUGUCGAUUCGAAGAGACAGAGACGAUCCUGGACGUCGAAUAUCAUAACAAUCGAGACCCCCGCGAGCAGUCUUUCAGUCUCAUUCUGCAAAGUGUUCUUAAAUCGAAGAGACUUCCGUAGGAUAACAUAAUCGUGACAGCGGUGAAGAAAAUUUUGCUGUUUGUAUGUAUUCGCCUACUUCUGUACGCAUUUAUCUCAACCCCUGCUGUGAAUACGUUUCUAACGCCAAGAAAUAUGUUGAAUAAUAAAGGUGGCGUUCAUUCCGUGAAACCUUGAUGAAAUGUGCAAAAAAUCAAGUUGUACUGGAGAAUCUUCACGUUGACAGCACCAACCUUCUGUUGUACUAAAUGAACAAGAAGAGUAGUGAACUCGUCCAAUAUGACGGCAGUGUCAUCUUUGUAAUCGGUAACGACAGUAAAACUAUGAUCGAAUCACCGGAAUAGUAAUCCUUACGCUUCUUCGGCACAUGGUCUUGUCUGAAACCUUUUUGAGGCAGGAUUCCAACAGUUCAGCUGUGCAUGCCUGUUUGCGCGUUUUCUGAAAGGCGCCAUAUCCGUUUAGUAGAUUUAAGACCAGCCAAGUUGUUUUGUGCACGCAACAUCCUCAUGAUUGGAUCUUAUUCCCCUAAAUGGGAAACCGCUAUCCGCAGGUAUACACUUACUUUUCGAAAGGUUAUAAACUCUCGUAGUUAUGCUUUUUAAAAUAGUGUGCCAAGAAAAAGACUGUAGUUUCCCCUGGAGAUUGGCGCUCAUUUGAUCUGUCCGCGCAACUCAUCCUCGAAUUAGUUUGCAUACAAGUCAAAAAUUCUCCAAAUUUCUAUAGUCGACGUUUUCUGCGCCGAAACUUUGUAGACUAUAACGACACUCUGAAUUUGCCCUGUAUAUUUGCACGCGAAUUGUCAGUGUGAGGUGGAAUGUUUUUGGUUAGACGUCGGGAUUGUGACAGCGACAGAAGAAUAGCAGUUGAUUAAAGACCGUCGACUCUCUCCGCGUAAAUGUCUUUCACCAGCCGCUAAGAAUGAGCACAUGGCGUCCAAAGUAUGUCGUGCCGCAGAGACUGUAUGAAGUUAGUUUUUCGGAAAGAAAUCGACUGCUGCUGGAGCAUUUUCAACUUUCUGACACCAAAAUCUUGUCAGCUAAAAUGAACCGAUAAGGAAGUGGGAUCAACGCAUUACAGCGUUUCUGGUCAUACUGACUAUAUCAGCAGACCGCUGUCACAUGAGAGAGGCAGGAGCAGACUGAACGUGGUCAUCUUUAAGAAGGAAGGCGUGGUCAGGACUUUGUUGUCGGAGUGUGGCGAGCUAGGGGAUCAGAGGAACUACAGACGGCUGGGUUAGGUGUCUUCGAUUUGGGAUAUGGGUGAUGGUUAGACGGACGAAUUCGUAGACCCUCGAGGUCAACAUGACGUCUAAUACUGCCGGUAUCGGAACAACAAGCUUCGAUAAAUCUUCCCGCUCAAUUUUUUGUUCAAAUUGGAUCGUUAGGCACGCUGGCGUUACCAUCCAACGACCGCGACAUAUACAGUGAGUGACCUAUCUCAUGAAAUGUUGGCUAAAAUUCUGAAAUGCGUUUUCGAUUGGGAAGGAUUACUUUGUCGUGGUUGUGAUACUAAUAAUCUUAAGGCAUACUCUUAUAACAUUUUGGACUCGGCAGGAUGUCGGCUUUUAAAUGCACUUCUUCACAAUCUCCUAUAGAAAGCGUGCUCGGUAAAAAAUGACUACUUAAGUAGCAAGCAUUUUUCCCAUUGAUUUUCGAUGGUCUUGCAAAUUCAAAGAUAUUUUAUAGAAUCCAUAAAUAAAAAUAUGCUUUAUUUCAGUCAAUCAAUAGAGAAUUACGUCUUCUUUAUAUUUCAUACCUAAGGAAAGAGUAUAAUUAGGUGUUAAAAGUUUAUAAUUAUGGAAUUUUUGAAGACCGCGAAAUGUCAAUUCACAUGGCAUAGUACCUGGACGUUUACCACUGCUUCUCACGAAAUGAACAACAUGGUCCGCAUCCAUUGCAAAAUUUUAUGGACUCUGUAUGAUAUCUCUUUAAUGGCAUAGAAAAAUAUGUGAUUUUUUUACGCGGAACGCAUGCACCUUGCAGACUGCAAUCACUAAGCGCUAAUGCAUCGAAUGAUCAGGCUCCAAAUUAUUCGGCAAUUGGAAAACUUUUUUAAAAUCUAAUUAUGCUCUUUCCUUAAGUAUUAAAAAUAAAGAAGACGUGAUUCUCUAUUGAUUGACUAAAAGAAAGCAUAUUUUUCUUUGUGGUUUCUAUAAAAUGUAUUUGAAUUAACAAGACCAUCGAACAUCAAUGGGAAAAAUGCAUGCUUAUUAAGUAGUCAUUUUUUACCGAGUACGCUUUCUAUAAGAGAUUGAAAAGCAGUGCAUUUAAAAGCCGACAUCCUGGCGAGUCCGAAAUGUUAUAAGGGUAUGCCGCAAGAUAGUCAGUAUUGCAAACGCGACCAAGUAAUCCUUCCUAAUUGAAAACGCAUUUCAGAAUUUUAGCCAACAUUUCAUGAGUUAGGUAAGUCACUGUAUAUGGCAAUAGCUUUAUCGUAAUCUCGACGUCGUUACCAGCUAAAAGCCGACACAGGUGUCUCGCUGACAUUCUCUCAAGUAUGGUGACUGCACUGCUGGCUGCCUGUUGGCAAGUUUAAAAAAACAUUACGUGGUUAUUCCGCUGUGGCUGGUGAACUUCGGCCAAAUUAUUAAUAUUAGUAUAUGCAGUUUCGCCUCGGCCGACUUCUUAUUCAGGUAUUCGAAAGUAUGCGAAUGAGCAUCACGCAUGUGUCGAAACUAGAUGCGCACCCGUGCAACGUUGCGCAUCAGGGCACGAAACAUAAAGAGUUCCAAACAUUUUCCAAACAUUACGGCCGCCCAGGCACCACAUACAUCCCCCUCGCUAACCCUUCCAUAUGUUAAAAGCAUAUCUAAGCUGCUCGAAUAACAGCUGAAAAACCCAUCAGAUAAAAGUAACAUGCCAUCCUGUGGUAACCGUACUUGGUAAAAAUGGCUACUUAAUUAUCAUGCAUUUUUCAAUUGCUUUUCGAUGUUCUUAAAAAUUCAAAUAUAUCUUAUAGAAACCUUAAACGAAAAUAGGCUUUUUUUCAGUUUUUUGACAAAGAAUUACGUCUUGUUUAUAUUUUAUACUCAAGGAGUUGUCUAAGCCACUCUCCAUGCUUUUCCAUACAUCCUUCGAGACCGGAUAUCUGCCACCCGACUGGAAGUCGGCGUGGAUUACGCCGCUGUACAAGGGCGGAAGUCGGGUCUCUGCGAACAAUUUCAGACCUGUCAGCCUCACCUCCAUUUGCUGCAAGAUUAUGGAGAAGAUAAUAAAGCAACAACAAAUGCAGUUCCUUGAACAAAACCAUUUGCUUUCCGAUUCUCAGCAUAGAUUCCGCAAAAGCAGAUCCUGUGUGACAAACCUGCUCUACUGUCUGGAACGCUGGACUAGGGCUGUUGAUAGAGGAGAUAUGGUGCAUACCAUCUAUAUCGACUUUAAAAAGGCCUUCGAUAGUGUGUCUCACCACCGCCUUCUAUACAAACUUUGCCGUGCAGGAGUGCGAGGUAAGCUUCUGAUGUGGAUUCGGAGCUUUUUAGUCGGCCGCUCUCAAGCCGUCCACGUCAGUGACCAACAAUCUGCCGAGGUUGCCUUUAAGAGUGGUGUUCCCCAAGGCUCUGUUCUUUGCCCUACACUGUUCCUCAUAUACGUCAAUGACUGCGCAAACGAACUGAAAUGCGAUAUCGCAAUGUUUGCCGAUGACAUAAAGAUCUGGAGUACCAUACGAAGCGAAGUUGACGAGGCGCGACUGCAGACAAAUCUGGACCAUCUCGAGCAAUGGUCGAAAGACUGGCUUCUACCGUUCAACGUAAACAAGUGUAAUUUCCUACACGUCGGCCGAACCAGUUCUCCUAACCACACGGUCUACCGUCUGACUGGCAAACCACUGCAAGAAGUCGACGCCCAGAAGGACUUGGGUGUAUUGAUCACAACCUCGCUUAAGCCUUCACUGCAAUGCUCAAAGGUAGCCAAGUCGGCGAUGUCCAUUUUUUACCUCGUCAAACGGGCGUUCUCCUCCUUUGAUGAAGACUGCUUCGCCAAGGUCUUUAAAACUGUCGUGCGGCCUCACCUGGAGUUUGCUAUCCAAGCAUGGAGACCCUGGACCGCUAAAGACUUGGGCAUACUUGAAAAAGUUCAACGGCGAGCAACGAAACUUGUAUCUGGACAGUGGUCACUACCCUACGAAACACGAUUAACUAAUCUUGACCUCUUUCCUUUGAGUUACAGACAGCUACGUGGGGACCUGAUAUAAGCUUUCCCCAUCGUGCGCAAUCAGGGCUGCUGCCUCGCGUUUGGAGACUUCUUCGAGUUGGCGACUACGACUAACCUGAGAGGCCAUCCACUCAAACUGCGUGUGGCUGGUGCCCGGCUAGACACCCGAAAGUUCUUCUUCCCCAACAGAGUGGUUGCAGCUUGGAAUGCCUUACCUGAGGAUGUUGUUAUGUCGAGCUCCGUAGAUUCUUUUAAACGGAGGCUAGAUCAGCAUUGUAGCGCACACCACAAUAACGCCGGACUACGGCCACCUUGACAACCAACGCUGACAAUUUAGUGUUAUAACGAUGCUACUACCAACACUUAAGUAAUAUAUGUUUAUGUAAUUUAUUAAGAUUGGCUCACGUCGCACACCGCUGCUCGCAUUCACCACGAUGCCUGUAGACUAAACAAUUUUACUUCUUUUCCCGUAUCUUAAGAGUGCCUCAACUGUCCGCUGUAUUUGAUCAACAAGGCAAGUUAAUGUGCCUCUAAAUUCUGUUAACGCAUGGCAUUCUGUGUUCAUCUGUACAGUUUUUGCUAUUUCCCUCGCAUUUCUUUCAUAUUACUUCGUUUCCUUUUCCUCCAUAUAUAUCCUCUGCAUGUAACCAAUAGGGAUUUCAAAGGUACACACCCACUUUCCCUGAAAUAUACUGAUACUGAUACUGAAGUAGUGUGAUCAGGUUUUAAAAAGUUUUCUAAUUGUCAAAUAAUUUGGAGCCUGAUCAUUCGCUGCAUUAGAGCUUAGUGAUUUCAGUCUACAAGGUACAUGAGUUCCGCGUAAAGAAAAUCAUAUAUUCUUCAAUGCCUUUAUGAACAUAUCAUAUGGAUUCCAUAAAAUUUUGCAAUUGAUGCGGACUAUGUUGUAAAUUUCAUUAGGAGCAGUGGCAAACGGACAGGUACGAUGCUGUGUGAAAGGAUAUUGCGCGGUCUUAAAAAAUCUAAUAAUUUGAAACUUUUCUAAAACAUAGUUAUACUCCUUUCAUCAGUAUAAAAUAGAAAAAGACGUAAUUCUCUAUCAAAUGACUGAAAAAAGCAUAUUUUCGCUCAUGUUUUCUAUAAGGUAUAUUUGAGUUUGAAAGACCCUCGAAAAUCAAUGGGAAAAAUGCAUGCUAAUUAAACAUCCAUUUUUUACCAAAUACUGUUUCUACAGGAGAUCAAGCGAUGUAUUCAAAAGCUGACAUCCUUCUGUGUCGGAAAUAUUAUAGGAUUAUGACGCAAGGUAAUGAGCAUUACAACCCUGCCGAAGUAAUCCUUCCUACUCGAAAACGCAUUUCAGAAUUUCAGUUCACUUUUCUUGAGAUCGGUCACUCACUGUACAUUUAUUUUUCCGCAAAAGUGCCUAAUUAUAUGGUUCUCUAAUGCGCAUAUUCGGUGAGGUUUCAUUUUGAACUUUACUUACUUAAGCAGCUCAGUGGACUAGCAUGCGCAAUGGCCUAUCCCGAGAGCGAUAUUUGCAUUUGGGGGUCAUUUCGGCAGUUAAAAACUGUUGAAUACAUCGGCCCAGCAGUAAAACUUGUUGUCUCACCUUACCUUUGAGGAUUUUUUGUAUUUUUUCUUCGUGGACCCCUUUGACAACAGAAGCAAGUCGAUUUAUCACUGCGCAGUGCGCUGCAAGGUGCUGUCAUCAAUCGUCCCUCGAAAUUAGAUUAAUGUGAUAAUUCAAAUUCAUGUAAACAAAGUCCCCCAACUAGCUUUCCUGUGUUAUUUGGCAUUAUUUUGACCAUAUCAUCGCACUCUCAAGUGAUGCACGAGAUUUCAUCUACAUUUAGAAAGGAGUCCAAAGUCAGAUACAAACGUUUAUUUUAAAUAAAACUAUUUGAAACCAACUUAACUAAACUCACUUCUAGAUUCCAGAAUUACGCAACUUCGAUUGGCAUCUUCCAUUCAUCUUGCUGAAGAAACCUCUGAAACACGAAGUCAAGCUCAUAGGAAGCUUGGUCAAGGCGUUGGCUGAUAAAUUUUGGGAGACAUGUGUGCUCGGAUGGCGCUACGAACCGUAGCUUUAGUCGUGUAGACCUAAAUGCUAUAUUUAGGCCUUGUAUUCUACUGCGAAUUAUCAGCCCUAGACGGUGAAACGUCGUUGUUCAGAAGGGGCCGCCUGUAGGAAUUGUUUUAGGCGAAAACUCGCAAUUCGCUAAAUGACAUAACGAUAAGUUGGUGAGUUCUGCUUGCUUGGGCAGUUAACAGGGGUACCAGUAUCUCUUACUUACGCUGAGAUUACUGGAAGUCGUGGGUUUAAGACACGUCGCACCGACAUGCAUGGGCUGAGACCGACAAGAAUUUGUGCAAGUAAUAGUCCAGUACAUUGCAGUGGAGUAGUCAACGACUGCAGAAAUUCAGGGGUAUACGAUUCACCUGAGGAAAAAUGACAGCUGGCCGAGAUACCAAUAAAUAUACUAUUACACAACCAACAGAUCUUAUGCUAUGAGUCAGCGAAGGUAUUCUACUGAGUCUAACAUGAUUGAAAUAUCGAAACGCGAUAAUCCAACGUACACGUUGGAAAUAAAGCAGGCAGAUAACUGAUAGGGAGCUCAGUCAGUUAAUUUAUCGAACUGGCUCCGGCGUACAGAGCACUGCGCGGCCAUGCCCAGCUCUGAGGCAUCGAUCUAUGAUUGGCUAACACGUCAUGUAAUCGUCUGUCCUUAUUUUAUUCUUACUUCCUCUGACGAUAGACUCCUCAGAACAAUAAAAAGACUAUUCCGGUUCCCAACCAGUCUUUCUCUUCAUAAUUAUUCAAGCUUAGGGGUAACAUCAUACUCUUUACCGCACCCUGAUUAUGGUCUGAACGCAAGCUAUGCUACUCGACAUCGAUCUGAACCCGCAUAUCCGAUAAACAUGAAACUUGAAGAAGGAGACACGAUCGUUAGGACAAUAGCUUUAUUAACCUGACGUUUCGGAUUCCUGCUCGAACCCAUCAUCAGGGACAAAAGUAGCUGGCCUUACUGGACGUCCCCGUAUGUCGCAGAGCUUGUGAUGGACUAAAAACCAAUGAGACAAAUUCAUGCUACUUUAAUAGUCGUUUUUACAGAGUACAGUUUCUGCAUGCAACCGGAGGGAAGUUCAAUUAAAAGACGUCAUCCUGAGGUAACUGAAAUACUAUAGAAUUAUGUUGCGGACUGACUAGUUUUACAACCCUACUUGAUUAAUCCUUUCGAAACGAAAACGCGUUUCGGAAUUUUGGUCGACAUUUCAUGAGUAAGCCCACCUACUGCACGUGAAUGUUUAUUCGGCUAUGUGGAAUGUGGUUAUUUGUCUGCGAGAAACGCCUCCUGCGUUGCGAACGUUCAAUUGCUUUACGGACAAGGCUUCAUGUGUUAUGCAGGCCCACGGGUAAGAUUCAAGUUGUCGUCUGCCGAAGAACAAAUGCUCGCGACCUAGGGUACAUGGUCUUUUUGCCCGUCGAUUAAGGAUACAGUGGACCACUGAUAUUCAAACAUAAGUUUUCGGUCUUCGCCCACAGACCCAAGUAUAUACUGAGAUACUCAAAGUUCACGGUUUAAUUCUGGGGAAAUAAAGAAGCAAAAGUCUCACUGUUGGUGUUUCUAUCAGAAUUCAGACGAGAAAUGCUGGGGAACUCACUGAUGAUCCGAAUCCCUCGCAGCUGUGCCAAGCAACGGCAGAAUAUUGGGAAAACACGCCUGUCUGGGCGUUUAGUUAGUGCUUGUGCUGCGUGUGUGGUAUUUUGCAGCCCUAAAAACUCCAUAACGCUUUAUAACGAUUGUUCUGUCUAUUCGGAUCCUGUGAAUAUUGCAAAGCCGAAGAUAUCUUUCCUGUCGACCGCAAGAUCAAAGGCUCUCCGAAAUUAUUGGUCCUCCAAUUCAUCAGGUUAUAGGUACAAGUCGCAGUCGGCGCAGUGUGCUCGCCAGAAAAUUCAUGAAACGUAUGAGUAAGCAAAAGACCUCACGACGAAGGAACUGCCCUUCUAGAAUCGAGCUUUUUGGCCUUGAUGUGGCCUAGUAGAUGAAACGCCCUAAAAGCGUCUAUUGCUACCUCGGGAACAUUCCGGCCAUCAAAAUGUGAAUUUCCAGAAAACCCACAGAAUGUGGCGGGUCUGGAGUUUCUGUCCAACUUUGUGUCCUAUGGCUGAACGAAAACUUCUCCCUCUGGAGGUCAAGUAACUUUUUCGAUUCAACCGCCCAUUAAACGGUGCGGACUGCGAUAUUCGCAGUCCCCAUUCUGAGUAACACUUACAACGUAAGCUUUAAGUUGCCAAUAGAAGCGAAGAGACGAGUCCCAUGAAAAAGUCUUGAAGAAGGAGGCGCGAUCGCUGGGACAAGAGCUUUAGUAGCCUGACGUUUCGGAUUGCUGCUCGAAUUCAUCAUCAGAGACAACAGCAGAUACGGGCGAUUCAUGAACAAGGGGUUGCAGUAUUUACGGGACGCAGUCACCAUGCUACCUCUUACCCACGAAAAUUCACGUCUGCCCCCUUUCAUCCGGGAUCGCCGCACUUGAUGCGCUAAUUGUUUGAUGGCCAACAUUCCCGUCGUUAAUUGCUCAAUUUCAUCACGUGCGUUGGAUGUUGGUGUGAUGAUUGCUCGACCACCUGACGCACCGACCCUGGUGUUGGGAAAAGUGUUCACCUGUGCGCUCCCCGCGUGGCUAAUUACUCCGCCUAGGCGAAGUCUCAGCACCGAGUAUGGAAAGGGAAGGUCAUUGCACUUGGUAAUGGACUGGGGGCAGUAAAUCAUGGUUCAGAUAGAUCCCGGCUCACGCGGUUGUCACCUCUUGCGAGAAUUUCGGCCUCGUCGAAUUUGAAUUUUUGGCCGAAACCCGUCGAAUGAGCAGCAUUUUGAGAGCUGGUGUCAUUUCUCCGCACCGCUGCAGCGUGUUCGGCCAUUCUCUUUCGGUGCUGUCUUCCGGUUUCUCCGACGUAGCUGCCUUGUCCGCAACUGCACCAGAUCCGAUAAACGACUCCAGACGUUUCUUGCCGUGGCACUGGGUCUUUCGGUUUCAUUACCUGACGUCUGAUGGUUGCCACCGGUCUGUGUGCUAUUUUAACCCCAAGUAGUGCGAGAUGGCGGCCGACAGCUUCCGAAACUGUCUUGACAUACGGAAGCGCUCGCCAAAAUUUGGGGUCCAUGCGGUUUUGCCUUUCGUCCCUUUUGUGUCUGCACAGGUUGAGAAAGUUGCGCGGGUAGCCAUUGGUUUUCAAUACCCGUCCGAGGGGGAGCCGGGAAUAUUCAUAGGUAUGCGGUAGCAUGGCGACUGCAUCCUAUAAAUACUGCAACUCCUUGUGCGUGAAUCACCCGUAUCUGCUGUUGUCUCUAAUGAUGAAUUCGAGCAGGAAUCCGAAACGUCAGGCUACUAAAGCUCUUGUCCCAGCAAUCGUGUCUCCUUCUUCAAGUACGCUUUAAUCCUUUAAAAUUAAUUAUUUGUCAUGUUAGAUAUCGAGGUACACAAAGUCCAACUUAUUUGUUUGUAUUUUAGUAUACACCUGAGUCAGCUGCCUCUACGUACUGCGUUUGCUCAUUCAAAUGAAACAUUCUUACACUUGGAAUUGCUGUUAUGCUAAGACGAUCGUCACUUCCAGGCAGUCUAGUUCUAUGAUCCCUGCAGGUGUGACCUUACGUUUAACCGGAUUCCAUAAGUUUUCUUGUUCUCGCUGACGCAUCAGAGUCAGCUUCGGAAAUAUUAGCCAGUAAUCUUAAAUUCAAGCAUAUCUAACCACCAACCCAAAUUUUAUAGUGCUAAAAAUCAAACUCUACGAAAUUUAGAAUGAUAUACGGUCGCUUUUCAUGCAUCUCCCUCUGAAGACUUUAAGCAUUCACGUUUCGUAUGUGUUUUCAGUUCAAGUUAUCUGUUUAUCCUCAUAUCUCUAAAUGCACACGAUUACAGUCUUCAGGAGUUUGCUAGCCAGAUCCGGUUCGUGAUUUCUGAAAGAAUUUGCCCUAAGCACCAAAUUUGGAUAAAAGGAAAACAACAACAUGUUACCACUGCCAAUAGAAGCGAAGAGACUUGUCCCAGGAAGUAUUCUUGAAGAAGGAGACACAAUGGCUGGGACAAGAGCUUUAUUAGCCUGACGUUUCGGAUUCCUGCUCGAAUCCAUCGUCAGAGACAACAGCAAAGUUACCACUGUUGGUCCUAGUGCCGUCUGACCUGCCUGCAUGACAUGUAGACAGCUGAAAAUAUUAAUGACUUUAUUGGUACUUUACACAUAUGGAUUAAGUGACACGAACGCUGAUUGGGCAGAUCCUCGCUCGAUGCUCUCUGGAUAGUUGUUAAGCACGCUUUUGUUCUUGAGAUGAAGUGAACGUACUUUGCUAUUCAGCACAGUCUGUGCCAACGGCACUUUUUACAAAAUAUAAAUAACCUCUUUAGAUUCAACUUUCCGCAACUACGUGUCUUUUGUGCAAGCAUUACUACGCGUAUUGUGAUGGCCUUGAGAAAAUAUGAUGCUUUCCAAAGGGCCAGUUUUCUGAGCAUUUUUUAUUCUUGGAGUGGAGUUAUCUUGGGUUUUCCUAUUAGCAGAAAAGGAGUGAAGUUCUUACGUCCUUACCCCAAACACCACGACUGCGCGCUUUGCAGACAGCUAGAACCCUGCCCCCGAGGUGUACUUGCAUACCGUGUUUCGAGCACACAUUCGGAGAUACACAAUCUAUGCGUAAACAUCGCAGUUGAAAAAGUCCUCACACGACUAGAUUUUUUGUUUUUGAAAACAAGUGACUAAAUGGGAAUAUAUUGCACUUUAUAUACUGCAAUAAGGUCUCACCACUUAAACCAGGCUUCUAGUACCUACCGUUCGAACAUGAAGUACUGUCGCGCUACAAUGCUUCAUUACAUUCUGCUUGGCGCCGCCGCAAACGGUCUGUGCAUUUUAAUCUGUUAAAUCACAUCUGGUUAAAAUUUUACCUUGCCUGUUGUGUAUAUUCGAUGAUAGUUUGCCUGCCUAUUCGGACUUUACUUGGAAAGUGUACAGAAUGUAGUUCUAGGAAACUAUUUGGAUGAAAAAGUUGAUGGAGACUAACACGACUUCUUUGUGUUAUAAUUGUUUUCAUCAUCUUUCAUCAUUAAUGGAAUUGCUAGUAGUAAGACUUUAAAAUGAAGGUUGAAGGGAAAUAUAUUAUUGGCAUACUGUGGCUAAAAUGUUGACGUAUCUCGUUGGAUGAUCGGCGACUCCAGCUGUCGCAGUACCACCUCGUCCAUACUUCCAUCGAUACGCUUUUUGUCUGGCCGACAAAUUUUCCGCCAUAAGUAAAGUAUGUUCUGGGCCAGAACACCCCAGCAAUUUGAUGAUUUUGGCGUGUCCACGACGAUUAUCCACUUUAUUUUUAAGGAAAAUUAAAUUCCUCAACUAUAAGAUUCAUAAAAAUCAACGUGACGUUUGACGCGGAACUAAAAGGUACAAGGGUCUCAUGUGGAAGGCGACUUUACCGCUUAAGAUUCGGCGACUAGAAACGUGGGAUUCCGAAACGGCCACUAACAGUUCGUAGUUGAAAGUCUCUUUGACCGAUACAAGAAAGGCGUAGCGGGCACCCUCUUUGUGAGCUACAGAUGACCAUUUAAUCGAAUCAGAUGACGCUCAGUAAAUGCUUUUGAAAGAUAAAAUUUUCCAAUUAAAUGCACUUCGUUUUAAUUACCUUAGUCUGCAAAAGAAGACAUGAUGAAAAAUAUGACUUAUUAAGAACCCGCCUCUGAAUUACGCGGCUCAUCGUCCUUUGCUGACACAAAAUUAACCAACCGCCGCUUCCAAACAGGGAAAAACCGCAAAUCCUACUUUUUUACAGAAGAAUUGGCUUUAUGAAUUAACCGCUCCGUCCUUUAAUAAUUCAACACAGUUAACAGAACUCUAUGACUUUUAAUAUCGCCUUGAUUACAUGCCUUACUAAUACCAUAAAUGCGUAAGCACGUGAAUUCUGAUUUUUUAUUGCGAUUCGCGAAAGCUAUCGAAACUGAGCCUGGGUUUCCAAUUGUGUGUGGUAAUCCGACCGUCCAACGGGAACACAAGGCGGAGGCCCAGAAAAUGAAAACCCGCGCAACGCCCCACAGCUGGCCUUGGCAUGUAAGUGCCUGCCUGAUAUUUUAUUUAUAAUGGCAUGGAAAAGAUAAUGAAAAAAACAAAUUGAUUGUAUCCUAAAGAGAGAUAUUGUGUUUGUCUGACUGCAACUACGGGGUUCAAAACAAUAUUUUUGUAUGACAAAAACAAGACAAUACAUCAUUUAGCAUUCAACAAGGCGAUUCACCUAAUUCAUAGGGAAUCAUAUUGAAUAUAGUCUGAGACAAAUGAUAGCUUUUUUGUUACGAUACCUUACUAGUACAAAGUCUCCCAAAGCCCUUACAAGAUGGACAUCCGUUAGUACAAUUAGUACAGUAUCUCUACCGACUACUUAAGACGAUUAGUCUCUUGGACUACAAUUGCAGUUCUUGGAGUGUACACCAGAUUUUUUUAAUUCUUCAAGGUGGGACUGUGGACUACGCGGCUGGGAGGUCGUCCCUACUGUGGAGGAACGCUAAUCAGCAACUUUCUUAUAGUUACUGCGGCGCAUUGUAUAUUUUCUAGCCCUGGACUUCAUAAGUUCCCACUGGGGAAGUUAACCGACAUAGAAGCUGCGUCGGGGGUUCGGUUUCAUGUGCUUGUCGGCACUCAUGACUUCACGAGAGAGGAUACCGCUUAUCAGCUGCGUCUGGUGCACUAUGCAAUGGUUCAUCCUCAUUACAACGACACAAUCCUUGGAAAGGGCUACGACAUCGCGUUAUUAAAACUCCACGAGAAUAUCAUCCCAGGUAUACUGCCACCCAAUUUAGAUUUUAAUUCUGCUGAACCUAAUAACCUGAUUUUAAGAUAA